GUUAGCCCUGUCGUCUGUCAGUGGAGCUCAGUUAGCAGACAGUCGGUCCGUCCGGUCAGCUGGUUCCGCCUAAUCGUGAAAGAGAUCUUCCUGACUGUAAAUCGAACGCGGACCAUCUGAUAGUGGCCGGUAAUCGAGACUCGAUCAUCAACGAUCGAGAAAGAAGUAGAGAAAUUAAAGAUCGGUGGCCAGUGAGCCGCGUGUGCGCGAGUGUCCUCACUUAUCCAACACGUACAAUCGAAGAAAAAUUAAAGAAACCGAGAAUAAGUAAGUGACAAGAUUAAUUCUAAUCGUGAAACAAGACAAUAUUUUCAUUGAGACAACGUAUGCAUGGUUAAGUAGGAAAUGACUAUAUCGUACGCGAGUGAAGUGCCAAACGGCUCCAGCUUCGGCUGCUUCUGGAGGAUCCUGAUCAAAUGGCGAGGCUCUGUUUACAAGUUAAUCUGGCGAGAACUACUGGUCUACCUUUUCGUCUACUACCUCAUCAAUCUUACAUACAGAUAUGCGCUCAACGAGCACCAGCGGGUGAUAUUCGAAAAAAUCAGGUACUACUUCGGCAAUUCGAGCGAAUCGAUACCGAUGUCGUUCGUCCUGGGAUUUUAUGUGAGUCUGGUGGUGAAGCGAUGGUGGGAACAGUACAAACUAUUACCAUGGCCGGACAAUUUAGCCCUGUUCAUCAGCGCGGCUAUUCCAGGCAACGAUGAGAGAGGCAGACUGAUGAGGAGGAACAUCGUGAGGUACGCGGUGCUCGCGUACGUCAUCACCUUGCAGAGGAUUUCAUUGCGCGUGAAGAGACGAUUUCCGACGCUUCAGCACAUCGUAGACGUUGGUCUGAUGAUGGAGUCGGAGAAGAAAAUCUUCGAGAUGAUGAACAAGAAAGCGGCCAUGUCCAAGUAUUGGAUGCCGUUGGUUUGGGCGACGAACAUCAUCAACAGAGCCAGGAGGGAAGCUUUGAUCACCAGCGACCAAGUAGUGCAAACCCUCCUUGUCGAGUUGAGCGACAUCCGGAAGAGGCUUGGCGCACUCAUUGGUUACGACACCGUUUGUGUUCCUCUCGUUUAUACGCAGGUUGUCACGCUGUCUUUGUACGCGUACUUCUUCUCGGCUUUGCUUGGCAGGCAAUUCAUCGAGCGGACCGACGCCGGAGGCGGGAAAUACGAGGAGCCAGACAUGUAUUUCCCAUUUUUCACCGCGCUACAGUUCUGCUUUUACGUCGGCUGGCUGAAAGUCGCCGAGGUGUUGAUCAAUCCAUUCGGCGAAGACGACGACGAUAUCGAGUUGAAUUGGCUGAUCGAUCGACACAUAAAGGCAGGAUACAUGAUCGUCGACGAAAUGCACGAAGAGCACCCAGAAUUGUUGAAGGAUCAAUACUGGGACGAGGUGGUGCCGAAGGAUUUACCUUACACGGUAGCCAGCGAACAAUAUCGACGCGAAGAACCGAAGGGAUCGGCGGAGCAUUAUAAGGUGAAAGAAAGCGAUGCUCUUUAUGCGAACGUGAUGCUUGGUACGCAGAUUCACAAUCACGUUCAGCAUCGCAAGACCCACCAGGAUGACAUGUACGCCGAUUACGAAAGCGUCGACACUCCGUUAGUGGAACGAAGGAAAAAUUGGCUACAACGACAGAUCACCAGAAUGGGCUCUGUCCGAAGUUCUUCGACCACUUACAGCAGCGGUGGUGGAUUUUUCUCGAGAAAUCGUCACAACAGCGUUUACAGCAGCCCUGAGACUGGAGGUCUCCCACAGACAAACAAUCCGAACCUUAAAAUGUCUUUGUACGACCGAUUAGUCGGGCGGAAAAGCGUUCGCAGUCAAAGAAUGGGUACCAUGACUAAACUGAACUCGGUACCGGUAUCCCUGAAGAACAGACCCCGUAUACCAACUCCGGAUGUGACGAAAGAGGUGGUCGACCGUGAACAGAGAUUGGCUUUGUCGGCGACCAACGCGGUGAACAUAGGCGCCGGUGUCGUCGGAGUGAUACCAGCUAAUGGACAUUAUCAGACCGACCUACCUGUGGUACAGGUGAUGUUGUCGACGAUUCAAGAAGCCGAGGGCACACCGGCGACCGGAAAAUCGGGUGCAGCCGCUUUGGCGCAGGCUGUUCUUUCGCCGACAUUGACCAGCGCUGGUUUGGUAGGUCCAGUCACAUUGACCCCCGUCACGAUGAGUCAGUUGACGCAGCUCGGUCUAGUGACGACGACCUCCGCGCCGAUGAUCAAGCCGAGCAACACAGCCAGCAACGUUCAAGCCACAUUGACCGAGGUGAACAGCAGCGAAGAGGAGGGUUCCGGUAGUUCCAGUAGCAGGAGCGGAAGUAUCACCGGCCAGGAAGAACGUUCCACGCCAUUGAUAAACCAAGAUAGGAGCACUCCAUUGAUCGGAGAGGCAGCUAGUCGUCUAGGUAGCAGUGGUAGCUCACCUACUUUCGACAGCUAUAGCGAUCGUUCUCCGAUCCUGAUGAGUCCUGAAAAAUUAGGUUACAUGGUCACCACGGUACCCAUCGUGCAAGACACCAAAACGGUGAACGACCCACGAGGCAGACGAUCCGCUUCUUUGCCUGGUCCACCACUUUUACCAUCGAGGGAGGACAGAAGCAUGUCUCUCCCGCACUCGCCGGGUCUUCAACCGAGGGAAAAUCGUGCAGCUUCGGUAUCGAACGGUCACGAACCUCCCAACAUAGACAGGCUGCUAGUGCACGCGAAUCAGGACGUUCGACCAAGGACUAACAGCAUCGGCCACGACCUUUGUAGACCUAUUCAUCGAAUACAGGAUAACUCGAGGAAGAUCAGCAGCGUGUCGUGUACGAACGCGACGCUAGCAGGCGGGCUCGGUACGACGCCCACCUCGGCGACCACCGUCGCACCGACUCAGGCACCUGUCGCCGGAAGCAAACGCGGCGAGGUGUACGUUUGACCGAAGAAACUAUUUUCCAAGGGAACGAUGUCGUAAACUUGCUGUCGUGCACACGACUCGAUCGUCGCGCUUGCCUGAAAUCCGACUCCGUCCAUUGCUGUGAUGACUUGGUGCGUUCCCGCGCACGGUGAGAGUAGGAAGUAAUUUUCACGCGAAAUCCCGUGAAACGAUAAUGGGACUCUUUUAUUGAUCAGUUCCGGCUCGUCCUGAUGCGUUCUCCCGCGGACCUUCGAACGAUUGUGCUGUAAAUACGAUCCCUAAAUUAUGCGUACGAGAAUUUCGAUCAAAGAAGUUUGCUCGUUAGUCGCUCCAUGACCUGGGUUAGAGACGUUCGUGGUGUAAUUACUAGGGACAGAGGAUCGAAAUCGUCGAAGACGCUCGUUAUCUCAUCGUGCAAUAACGCGGUAGCAAGAGAGGUUUGUAAGCGACGUUACGAAAAACGUCGCGAAACGAUGAUUACGUUAUUAGAAAUUGUACCGUUCUGACGACAGAUCGAAAGGGAACGGGGAUGUGUUCUCGUUGCGUGUGCUUCGCUUUCGCGUAUCAUGUGAUAUUGUGAUAUUGAAUUCCGAGGCGUUUCCUGUAUCUUUUCUUCUCCGCCGAGUUAUCGAGUGCAUCGAACGUUUUAGAAGUAGGAGAAAAUAGAAUGGAUGAGCUACGUUUGUAAAUAAAUCUGAUCGUCGCGAGACGCGACAUGACUCGUCGUUUUCGCGAUUCUUGCGGUCCGGGUGGAAGAUUUUCUCGCUUGCCAGCGUCAACUGUAUAUUUAUUCGAUGCGACACAAGUACGUAGACUCGACGUUUUCAAGCCUGCUCGCGAAUUACACGAAACGCGUCGUGUCAGCCUUCGUUGCUCGCAUUGGAAUGGUGUACGCAACGUUUGCCAUAUUUGCCAUACUCGAUGAUACACUUUGCGUCAAAUUGCGGCCAACUGGAAUUCCGAUUCCUCGUCGGAGAACGAGCGAGAAGAUGUGCAACGAUCCAACACGCGAUCUUUACCAUGUUAUUUCAUAAUUACUUGCAAUUGUUACAUAGUUUCUUCUUUUCUGUUUUUGUUCUUUGUUAUCAAUACGAGAGACGUACACGAGUCUGUGAGCAUGAAGAGCAAGUGGUGUUCGACGAACAAAUUCGACUGAACGAGAAAAACUAAUUACAUUUCCUUUUGUUUGUUUUCUCUUUUGUUUUCUUAAGAUAAAGUACACUCGAGUACUGGAACUGUGCAAUUUGUUGAAACGCGCAGCAGCUCAAGUCUUUUCUAUUAAAUCGACCAUUGUUAUCCGACGCACGUGUACAUAGUAGAGCAAUUAAUUUAAGGAGUACUUGGUGUAUGAGAUUAUGGAAUAUGCUCAAUGCCAAUGGACGACGAGUAACGCGCGAUACGCGUCCGAAUUUGCCCGCGUCGCGGAUGAGCAAGUUCCUCGUUGAAUCGAUGAAUAAUUAACUUGAGGACAUUCUCCCUUAGUCGUUCAGGACUGUAGCCUGAAUUGCGAAACGUGUAAAUACGGACGUAUUUUUUUUUUUUUUCAAUCGAUUUCUUAACUCGCUCUUCUCGCGACGCUAUUAGUUUAAGCGAAAGGAUCGGUUCCUGGCUUGAUUCGAUGCAAGCCACUCGCGACAAAAAAAGUAUACAUAUAUAUAUAUUAACUUAAUGGAAAACGCGCUGAGUUUUGUGGAUGAAUGGUAGUGCAAUUUGUUCUUGCUGAAAUUUCGAACAACGAUUGCACCACGUGUUCGCAGGCAAUCGACGUUUAUUCUGUUAAAUAUAUCACCUAAUGUCAUUGAUUUCGCAAAGAAAUGUUUUCAAGGAGUCGACGAUUAUUUGUUAUCACUCAAACGAUACGUUGAUGAAUCUCAAAUUGAAAAAACGUAUCGAGUUUGUAGAUACUUAACAGACAGUAUUUGUAUAUAAAUUACAUUCUCGCUCUUAUAACAAUGCGUACGACCUGAAACUUCUCUUUCGAUCGUAGAAGAAGAAUCGUUUCAGUGUUCGAAUCGCGUCAGCGUGAUAUAAGAGGAUCACGUGUAAGAAUAGUAGUACAUUAUUCUUAUUAUAUAUAUUCUGCAAUAAAAAUAAACGUUCUCAAAGGUG
Messenger RNA from Osmia lignaria (orchard mason bee), 4998 nucleotides. RefSeq names its product bestrophin family protein (gene Best2). Gene Ontology annotation, molecular function: chloride channel activity. Lineage: Eukaryota; Metazoa; Arthropoda; Insecta; Hymenoptera; Megachilidae. The record is from RefSeq and is a predicted model, not a curated record.